Synchiropus splendidus (mandarinfish) is the source of this 3166-nucleotide messenger RNA. RefSeq names its product EGF containing fibulin extracellular matrix protein 1 (gene efemp1). The record is from RefSeq and is a predicted model, not a curated record. The transcript is spliced from 11 exons. Gene Ontology annotation, molecular function: calcium ion binding. Bases 223 to 1584 code for a protein of 453 amino acids. Lineage: Eukaryota; Metazoa; Chordata; Actinopteri; Syngnathiformes; Callionymidae.
CAGUGCGCUCCGAGAGAGACGCGUGAAUACAACCUGCCUGGCUCCUCAACAUGUGUCUCUGCAGCAACCUCAUGCUCAUCUCCAGUGCUUGGGCUUAAACCGUUCCAGCCUUUAAAGCUUUGUGACGGGAUAACAAAGAUAAAUCCACCCUCAGAAUUUGAGGGAAACUCCUGGAGGUUCAACGAGCGGCAGGUAAAUCCAGUGGCGCAGGAAGCUGUCGACAUGCUGGGAGUCUGCGUGUGUCUGUGUGCUGUUUUCACACAGGUCCUCUCUCAGGCUGAGGCUGAGGAGCCCAUCACCUACACAUGCACUGAUGGCUACGAAUACGACCGUGUCAGCGAGCGUUGCAGUGACAUCAACGAGUGCGACUUAUUGAGUGAUGCCUGCAAAGGAGGGAUGCAGUGCAUCAACCACUUUGGGGGCUACCUCUGCCUCCCCAAAAGUGCUAUCAUUUACUUUGACCAUAGUGAUGAUGGCACACCGGAACUCUUGCCGGGCGUCCAGUCUCAGCCGCCCAGCCAGCCUCUGACCCCGCGGUUCUCCGGACAGUCGUCCUCCCCACUCGCUGCUCGCUGCGCUCCUGGCUUCGCUGCAGACGAACAGAACAUGUGCAGAGACAUUGAUGAAUGCACCACUGGCAGACAUACGUGUGGCCCCGAGCAGACGUGCUAUAACACCAGGGGCUCGUACACAUGCCAGUGUUCUCCAGGCUUCCAAAGGAAUGGAAACCAGUGCAUAGACAGAAACGAGUGUGACCUAGCGCACUACUGUAUGCACAAAUGUGUAAACACUCCGGGCUCUUACUACUGUGAGUGCAACCCAGGUCACCGACUGGCCAGCAACAACCACAGCUGUAUUGAUGUGGAUGAAUGUGAAACACAGAGUCCCUGUCAGCACCACUGCUACAACCUGAUUGGCUCCUUCCUCUGUCAGUGUGACCAAGGGUACGAGCCGGCUCCUGACGUGGUCACCUGCCAAGACGUGGACGAAUGCAGCUACUCCAGCUAUAUGUGUCAGUACCAGUGUGUGAACACUCCGGGGAGUUAUUCCUGCGAGUGUCCGGAAGGAUACCAGCUCCAGGGAAGCAGGUUAUGUCAAGAUGUCAACGAGUGUGAAGCCGCCACUCACAACUGUCGGGACGAUGAAAUGUGCUGGAACUAUUACGGAGGCUUCCGUUGCUAUCCCAAAAACCCAUGCGAGCCGCCGUACACCCAAACGGCUGAGAAUCGCUGCAUCUGCCGCUCAGCAACUGUCGAGUGUCAGGGUCUGCCUCCGUCCAUCGUCUACAAAUACAUGAGCAUCCAGGCGGAGCGGACGGUGCCGUCGGACAUCUUCCAGAUUCAGGCCACCAACAUGUACGCCAACACUCACAACACCUUCAGGAUUAAAGCUGGGAACGAAGCUGGGGAGUUCUUUCUCAGGCGUUCUAGCAACAUGAGCGCCAUGCUGGUGCUAACAAAGUCCCUGACGGGUCCAAGAGAGUACGUGGUGGAUCUGGAGAUGGUCACCCACCACCUGACCAUGAACUACCGCUCCAGCUCACUGCUCCGGCUCACCAUCAUCGUCGGGCCCUACGCUUUCUAAGCUCCUCGUAAAUGCCGGUUUCUCCGUAUCCCUCAUGUACAACACAGUCGGCUGCACUUGCUGGGGAGCAUGUUAACUAGAGAUUCAUUAUGCAAGUUUAGCACUUCAUUUUGUAAAUAUUCAAUGGUGUGUAGUGAAUUGAUAGUUCUAUUUUUUUGGUGUCACAAAAAAUUGCUUUAGCACUUUCGGGAAAAGCUAAGUGGAACCAAGCUUUAUCUGUAGGAACUUUUGUGUUGUACACAUAUAUAUAGUGUUUUCAUCGUCAAAAUUUACUAAUCUUAUUAUAACAUAUGAACAUUUUUACUCGCCUCUCCAAUGGACCUGUAUCUUGUUAUAUAGUGGGGGUUUUUUCACCCCAGAUUUUCAUGAACGACCAAGCAAGAUUAUUAUUAUUAUGCAAGCACAAGUGUAUUUUAAGAACAAUCAUAAUAAUCUGAAGAUUAUUAUCAUAUUGAGGACCUUCUGCAGGGCCAUUUGCUACUAAGUAAAACAUAUAUAGUAUAUAUAGUAGCCGACAAUACUACCUUUCUUUCCUUUGAUUUAAAACUCCUAUGCUUUUUUUUAAGUACAAAUUUGGCUUUCAUUGCGACUAAAAAAAGGGCAAACAUCCAGUUUGAGCAGCUUGAAAAGUGCAAAAACAAACUUCUGUCCAUGAAUCACGCACUUGUGUAUAGUUUCACUCAUGAGUAAUUAUUUCCAAAAGAAGUGCCGAAAAGUGUAAGCGGAAAGAGUUUAUCCCAAGCUUGGAACCCGAUGAUUUAACUGACAGGAGGUCAGUCAGGUUAAAAAAAAAAAAUCUUUGUGUGUUUGUGGCUUCCUCUGUUCGGCAGAAGUGUAAAUCUGCUGAACAGAGAAUGAGAAGGAAAGUGAUGCCGUUGCAAGAGCCAACUAUAGUGAUGGUCAAGGAACCAUGGCCACUCUUGGUGCCUUGACCGAUCUGUGCCAGAUUUUUUUGUGUCUCAAGUGGGACACUCAAGUUUAAGUCGUAAAUAUCAGACUAGGAUCAUGUGUGACAACAACAUGUGAGGUAUCGCUGUGUUCACUUAUCACGUCAACCACACAGCUUUUUCUCAUUAACCCGAGCUUCACCUGUUGCAGUACAUAAUGAAAGUUGGAAUCAAUGCCAGCAAUGGUUCCAUGGCCAAUGCUAAAGACUGCGGCAUGUUCAACUAGACUGCAGAACUUUGGGAUUGACCCUGCAUUUAUGACAAUUUUAUUUUUGAAUUUGGUGUUUUCAUUUUGUCGUCCAUAUGUAACAUUUUCACCAAAACCCUUGAGACAAUUGUCUGUGCCUUCGAGGUGUAGCCACACCUCCCAAAAAUGUAUAGCACUGUGUCAUUCAAAGCUGUUGCUUGUUGUUUUUUCUUUAAUUUAAAUUUAUAUUCUGUAUAUUUCACAUUUACCUUUCUUUGAAGACUUAUCCACCUGAAAACAUCUUUUUUUUUACUGAUUCCUUAUGCAUUAAUAAAUAAACAAAAUUUUGAAUUUUAGAAAAAAAAAAGAGCUACAAAGUGACGGUGUCUGUCUUCUUCCAUGAUUGUACUCUUAAGAGAGUUUAUAUUGUUGAAUAAAAUAUGACCUA